CGUUUGGCCCUCUGAACUCAAGACAAUCCACAGUGAAGAUGGCGGAGGUUGAUUUUGGUGACAGCGAGCUCUUUCAGCAACUGGAUGACAGUAUGCCUGUCUCCUCUCACAUUCGGUUUACUGAUCAGGAAACGGAUCAGGAGGACACUCCUAAAUUUAAGGAGAAGCUGGGGGGGUGUGAGGAGACGAACCAGAGGCUGAUAGAAGAGAAUCAGGAUCUGAAAAGGAAGUUGCGCACCCUGACAAGGCCAAGCGGGCUCCUUGUUGACAACAUUAAAACAGAUGGGCCGCUUCUUCAGAUCCUUUUUGCAAAUAACAGCAUCUCAAAGCAAUGCCGUCAAGAAGUUGAAGACUGCGUAUGCAGUGUCAUUCAGAAACAUCAGCAACAAGCAAUUGAGAAAAGUUCAUCCUACAAUGUAUCCCCUCAGGCUUCAAGUUUUGUUAUGGAAGAAGAUCACACGUUCAAAACCCCCUGCAGCAUCAAAACAGUCACUGAGGCCUUCAGUAUGGUGGGAAGUGUCCUGUAUUUCACCACGUUCUGUCUAGACAAACUUGGACAGCCGUUGCUGAAUGAAAAUCCUCAGCAGACGGAUGGAUGGAUUGUCCCAACAUAUCAGCAGGUGUUCAACCAGGUCAUUGCCGUAGAUGGCCAGGAGGUCCAGAUUAAAGAGAGAAGGUCUAAACCAUCCUGUUUCAACUGUGGGUUAACCGACCAUCAACUGCGAGACUGUCCAAUGCCAAAGGACAUGACUCGUAUCAAUGAGAAAAGGAAGGAGUUUUCUCAAGGCAACAACCAGAUAUCAGGCAACCAGCGCUACCAUGCAGAGGAGGUGGAAGAGAGAUUUGCCAAAUACAAACCUGGCAUCCUGAGUGAGGAUCUGUUGAAUGCCUUGGGAGUCAAUAUGAACACUCUCCCCCCGUUCAUCUACCGGAUGAGACAGCUAGGCUACCCUCCUGGCUGGCUCAAGGAAGCAGAAACUGAGACCUCAGGUCUCACGCUAUACGACGGCAACGUGUCGAGUGACGGUGAUCUAACAGAGGAAAACGAUGGACACAGAAUCUCCUAUGACGUGUCCAAGCUAGUAGAUUUCCCAGGCUUCAAUGUAUCUACAUCACCCACCGUGAAAGAUGAUUACAGGCUAUAUGGCUCAGUUCCAAUGCAGCCUAACCACUUGAAGGAAAACUAUGCUGCCUAUCUGUCCAGCAGUUUUCCAACGACGGACUCCAACUGCAACAAGAGACGACAUGAGUUUGAAUCGACGCCUCGGCAGACAAAGAAGAGACGAUCUAACUCCGACAGUCACGGUUCAGACAUGGAUGUUGAUUCAGAUUACAGUUCCCCCCGACACCACCGGAGCUCAGACGGUUUCCAGUUUCAGCCUCCGCUUCCUCCCGGCUCACCCUCCUUCGGCUCACCCCCUCCUUUGCCCCAGAGCACCCCCCCUGCGACUCCCACUCCACCCCCUCUCCCCAAAGGUACCCCUCCCCUUACCCCCACCAACGGCUCCCCAGCUUUACGUGGACGGGCCUGGGGAAGUGGUGAGGAGGCCGGGGCCGGGGCUGGGGCUGGGGAGGAGGAUGCUUUGACCCUGGAGGAGCUGGAGGAGCAGCAGAGGCUGAUCUGGGCGGCAUUGGAAAACGCAGACACAGCCACCAACAGCGACUCGGAAACGCCUGCCUCUGGAACGCCUGCCUCUGGAACGCCUGCCUCUGGAACGCCUGCCUCUGGAACGCCUGUCCCCAGCUCUCCCAGCAUCUCCACCCCCGUCCAUGUUGACACGGAAACAGAAAUGGAGGAAGGUGAUACUGAAGAGGAGCAGGGCGCGGUUGAGCUGCCCGGUGGGAGCCAAGAGGAUGAGGAUGGUGACGGUGCCACAGUGCUCGCAGUUAAACCCAGUGAGCUGCUCAUGGCACAGGACAGUCCACAGAUCCCUGAACAAAUGAGAGUUCUAGAAGACAGUCCUGAAAGCCCUGCUCCAAAACAGGCCCAAGAGGAGAGUCCUGAAAGCCCUGCUCCAAAACAGGCCCAAGAGGAGAGUCCUGAGAGCCUUGUUCCAAUGCAGGCCCAGGAGGAGAGUCCCGAAAGCCCUGUUCCAAUGCAGGCCCAGGAGGAGAGCCCUCUCAGCCCUCCUUCUAUCAAGGUCCAAAUCCGGUCUCUGAGUCCUGAGUCAUGCCAGGGGGCAGUGGAAAGUGAACUUUCAGAGUCCACAGGGAAGGUGUCAGCGGUGCCCCAUCGGAGUAAGUUUGCAGAGGGCAUCAUUCCAUUUGAGGACACUCCAGAAUACACAGAGGUUGCCGAGGCGACUGGGACCUACCUACGAAUCAAAGACUUGCUGAAAGGUUCCCCCCGAAAUCAGUCAAAAAACAAGAAGUAAGAUGAGGCAUCUAUGAAUUAUUAAAUUCCAGGGACACUUCGUUAUUUUUUUGUCGGUCUGUGGAGCUAUAUUUUUUUAUGGAGAUGUAACAGAAGUUGGCAUUGGAACAGUUUGAUGGCAUUCAAACGUAUUUUAAUUAUUUUUCUUUGUAAUUGGCUACAUGUCUUUUUUGUGCAUUGCUCCUGUCAAUUCAGGUUCAACAUGACUUUCAUGUUCUUCAAACCACUUUUGUAGCAAUGGUAACAGCCAUGUUGCCCUUUGGGUUUUUAUAACGUGUUUUAUGUACUGACAUGUUUUUAUCACCAAUUGCAAAUAUAUUUGUAACAAUAUUUAACUUGCGCCCUGAAAUCUCUGCACACAUGGCUAUCAUUGGCAACUUUUAUCUGUGGACGUUAUUUUGACUGGUCACCAUUCUUUUUUAACUGGGUAAAACGGAUCUUGUUUAAUCAUGUAGCGAUCUCAUUUAAGAAUCGGAAUAUUCGUUCAAAUGUUCAAGUUGUCAAAUGUUAUUUUUGGUUACAAGAUUUCAGUGUUCGUAGAAUGACUCAAGGGGGCAGCAACGUAUUGAAACUCACGCUGUCUAUCAGGAAUACGGCUCGGUCUCAUAAGAUCAACAACAUGCUAUGUUCCUCAAAAUACAAACGCAUUGAAAUGACAAAGUAAUCUAGGGAAGGGCUGAUAAUUGAUGGCCUAAAUUUGUUUGUUACGUUUGUUAUCAGUCAGUGUUUUAGAGUGGCACGGUCGCAAGAAAGUCCCGGGUUCGAUUCCCGCUUUUGACUGUUGGUAUUGAGGGUGGGCCUUUUAUAAAAACCAAUGCAAAGACACAUUUCUUCAGUGGCCCUAACGUGUGUGUGUGUGUGUCCACAUUGUGACAUUAAUAAAGGAUUAUUCGAUCUUUGUAGGAGAAUA
Messenger RNA from Hypomesus transpacificus, 3284 nucleotides. RefSeq names its product zinc finger, CCHC domain containing 8 (gene zcchc8). The coding region runs from base 39 to 2375 and encodes 778 amino acids. The record is from RefSeq and is a predicted model, not a curated record. The transcript has 14 exons. Gene Ontology annotation, molecular function: RNA binding; zinc ion binding. NCBI's taxonomy places the organism in Eukaryota, Metazoa, Chordata, Actinopteri, Osmeriformes, Osmeridae. Gene Ontology annotation, cellular component: catalytic step 2 spliceosome.